This is a messenger RNA of Archocentrus centrarchus (flier cichlid), 1082 nucleotides long. RefSeq names its product free fatty acid receptor 3-like. Gene Ontology annotation, cellular component: plasma membrane. The transcript is spliced from 2 exons. Gene Ontology annotation, molecular function: G protein-coupled receptor activity. Lineage: Eukaryota; Metazoa; Chordata; Actinopteri; Cichliformes; Cichlidae. Gene Ontology annotation, biological process: cellular response to fatty acid; G protein-coupled receptor signaling pathway. Bases 102 to 1082 code for a protein of 326 amino acids. The record is from RefSeq and is a predicted model, not a curated record.
AAGAGUGCCGCAGUACCACAGAGCGCCCCGUGAUGAAGAGGCUCGAUUUCAACGCCUGACCGAGUGUCUCCAAGAGUGUGUCCUUGCUCCGAGAAGUCGCCAUGGCAUACAAUCUGUUGCUUUCCGUCUACAUCCUCACCUUCCUCAUGGGAGUUCCUGCCAACAUCCUCGCAUUCGGUACCUUCUGCCGCAAGGUGUAUCGCAAGGCAACCCCGAUAGACAUCCUCCUCCUAAACCUGACCAUCUCAGACCUAAUUUUCCUGGCGUUGCUGCCCUUUAAAAUGAAGGAGGCCAUUGACAACAUGGACUGGCUGAUGCCCUAUUCGCUGUGUCCCUUAACUGGUUUUCUGUUCUACGUCACCAUCUACAACAGCACCCUGCUGCUCACUGCUGUGAGUGUGGAGCGUUACCUGGGGGUCGCCCACCCCAUCAGGCAUUCCCUCUGUCGCCGGCCUCGGUACGCUGUGUUGGCCUGCAUCAUGUUCUGGUUGUUAACCUCUCUGAACCUCAUCGUUGUGUACAUCAUGCCUUACAGCCAGUGGAAAAACAGUGUAGGCAACGGCCACACCAAUGGCAGCACACCUGCCCCACCUCCAUCCACCUGCUACCUGAAAUUCUCUGAUAAAGAGCUUGCGAUCCUGCUGCCGUUCCGCCUUGAGCUCUUCCUCGUCCUCUUCUGCGUACCCUUCAUCAUCUGCUGCUUCUGCUACGUUAACUUAAUCCUCAUCCUGUCCCGUAUUCCAAAUAUCAGCAGGAGGCGGAGGCUGCGAUGCAUCGGUCUGGCUCUUGGCACACUGAUUGUAUUCUGUGUCUGUUUUGGGCCGUAUAACGCCUCCCACGUUGUGGGCUUUGUCAAUGAGGAGAAUCAGGACUGGAGGAACGUGGCAUUGCUUUCCAGCACUUUAAACGCCUGCCUGGAUCCUUUUAUCUUCUACUUCUCCUCAUCAGCAGUUAGAAGCAUGUUAAAACACUGCUUCAGGAACAUCGCAGCAAAGCUGCACAUCCUGAGGUGCGGAGGUACUCAUCACUGUCCUCAACAGAAUCCAGAAACUGAAAAAUACAAGCAAGCAGCUCCUUCUUGA